Molecule: messenger RNA, 4427 nt
Organism: Strigops habroptila (Kakapo)
Lineage: Eukaryota; Metazoa; Chordata; Aves; Psittaciformes; Psittacidae
Gene: CREB3L4
Product: cAMP responsive element binding protein 3 like 4
Exons: 8
Coding region: 3330-4346 (338 amino acids)
Biological process (GO): regulation of transcription by RNA polymerase II
Cellular component (GO): nucleus
Molecular function (GO): DNA-binding transcription factor activity, RNA polymerase II-specific; RNA polymerase II cis-regulatory region sequence-specific DNA binding
Source: RefSeq, a predicted model, not a curated record
GACGGCGGGCGGGCGCAGCCCCCCCCGCAGCAGCUUCAGCGCCAGGCUGAAGGCGACGGCGCCCUUGUGCAGCAGCAGCGCCAGGCAGAGCCGCAGCACCGCGCCCUGCGCCUCCUGCAGCCCCAGCGCCAGCCCCUCCAGCACGGCGUGCAGCGCCAGCGCCAGCACCAGCGCCGCGCUCCGCACCGCGCCGCGGGCUCCGCCGGGCCCCGCCGCCGCCGCCGCCGCCGGGCUCUGGAUGGAGGCGGAGGGAAGGAGGGAGCGCGAUUCAUCCGCGACAGGCGCCGGGUCCCGCUGAGCCAGCGCGAUCUGCUCCAGCACCAGCACCAGGAAGAAGCCCAUGGCCAGGAUGAACUCCGCGAGCGGGAAUUGCAGCUGGAAGGGGACAGGGGUGAAGGGAGGUGGAGACCGCCCGCCUGCGCCCGGCGCCCUGCCCGCCAUGGGGAAGGAAGCCGGGGCUGGCGGCUGCCGGGAAGCAGCGGAUGGAGGGAGGAUGUUUCCAUGAGUCACAGCAGGACACGAGGCCCGUCCCCUCCGGCCCAGUCUCUGCUGUUCCCACUCUCGCAUCCUGCUCCUCUCCAUCCCCUCCACACGGUGCCAGACCCCCCAUCCCCAUUAUCCCAUCCUCUCGUCUCUCUCAUCAUCAUCCCAUCCUCACUGUCCCCAUCCCCAUGUUCCCAUUCCCACAGGUCCCAUCCCCACCUCUCAUCUCCCUCCUCAUUAUCCCAUCCCUGUUGUCCCCAUCUCCAUCAUCCCAUCCCUGUUGUCUCCAUCUCCCUCAUCCCAUCUCCAUCAUCCCAUCCCCAUCAUCCUAUCCCCGUUGUCUCCAUCCUCAUCAUCCCAUCCCGCCACCUCACCCCCACCAUCCAAUCUCCUUAUCCCAUCUUCAUUGCCUCCAUCCCCACCUCCCCAUCCCCUCAUCCCAUCCUCUCAUCCCAUCCCCAUAUCCCGUCCCCAUUAUCCCAUCCCCUCAUCCCCCUCCUCACCACCCCAUCCCCACUCUCCCGUCCCAUCUGACCCCAAUCCCAGAGGCAGGGUUCCCUGGGGGUGUCCCUGCCCCGGGAGGGGUGUCCCUGCCCCGGGGGGGGUGUCCCUGUCCCGGGGGGGUCCGGGGCACUCACGGUGACGCGCAGCCCCUCCAGCGCAGCACCGAUGCUGCUCAGGUAGUCGGGCAGCAGGUCCAGCAGACACGUGCCCAGGAACACGCCGCCGGCGAAGCAGCUCACCAGGCUCAGCACCGGGCUGCGGGCGUCUGGGGGGGGGAACACGGGGCUGAGACCCCCCCCGUGGGACCCACAGCACAGCCCCUGUGUCCCCCCAGCUCCCUGGACACCCGGGAACCCCCCAAAUCCCAUUGGACCCCCAAGAACCCCGGAUACAUCUUGCACUCAUAGGAUCCCCACAUCCCCGUUGUGUGAUGAUGGCGAUGAAGACAACAGGGAUGGGAUAAGAGGAUGGGAUGGCGGGGAUGGAGACCCCCCUGGCGCCCCAAGACCCCCUAACUUCCUUAUCCACCCCCAUGCUACUGAGCCCCAUUGGAUCCCCCAAACUCCCCUGGACCCCCCCAACUCCCUAAGACCCCCCUGGGCCCCUCAGCCCCCUUAAAUCCCUGAGGACCCCCCCAGAACCCCAAAUACACCCCAGACCCCCUGAUUCCCAUAAGAUACUCCAACCUCCCCCUUAUCCACCCCCAGGACCCCUACGACUACUACUACCCCUCCGAGCCCCCUUGGUCCCCCCAAACUUCCCUGGACCACCCCAACUCCUUAAGACCCCCCUGGACUCCCCAGACCCCUUAAAUCCCCCCCAGAUACAUCCCAGAGCCCCUCAGGACCCCCCAAGUUCCCCAUAACCCCCCCGAAACCCGUUAAUCCCCCCCCCCGUCCCCAUCCCGUCCCGUCGCCGUUACCGGCGGCCGCGAGGGGCUGCCGGAAGCAGCAGAGCGGCCCCAGCCCGCAGGCGAGCGGCAGCAGCAGCAGCAGCACCAAGGAGCCCAGUUUCGCCUCCAGCCCCGGCGGGGGCCGCGGCGCCGUCCCCGGGCUCCAGGCGAGCUCCGCCGCGGGGCUCCAGGCUCCGGCACCCGCCGCCAUCGCGGCCCCGAGCUCAGCGCUCCGGGGGGAAGCUCCGCGCCGCCGCCUCCGCCGCGCUGCGCAUCCCGGCGUGAAGCGGGGCUGGGACGGGCCCCCCCACCCCGGCCCCCGGUGACUCACCCGGCCCCGACCCGCAGCGGGAUUAAGGACCGGGACCGGGAUCGGGAUCGGAAACGGGAAGUUAGGACUGGGAUAAGGGAGCCGGACCGGGAUCCGGAUGAAGGACUGGGAUCGGGGGCCGGAACUAGGGACUGGGAUAAAGGGCUGGGACCGGGCUCAAGAACCGGGCUCGGGACUGGGAUGAAGGACCGGGACCGGGAUCAAGAACUGGGAUCGAAAACCGGAACUAGGGACUGGGAUAAAGGACUGGGGCUGGGAUCAGGGACCGGGGUCGGAGACGGGAAGUUAGGACUGGGAUAGAGGAUUGGGACCGGGAUUAAGGACUAGGAUCGGAAACGGGAAGUAGAGACUGGGAUAAAGGAGUGGGGCCGGGAUCGGGGGCCGGAACUAGGCACCGGGAUAAAGGACUGCGACCAGGAUCAGGGGCCGGGAUCGGGGACUGGGACAGGGAUAAAGAGCCGGGAUCGGGGAGCGGAACUAGGGAUUGGGAUAAAGGACUUGGACGGGGAUCAGGGGCCGGGGUCGGAGACGGGAACUUAGGGCUGGGAUAAAGGACCCGGACCGGGAUCGGGGGCCGGGAUCAGGGACCGGGAUGGAGGACCAGGACUAUCGAGCUGGGAUCCCUGAUCGAGGACGGGACCAGGGGCCGGGAUCAAGGACCGGGACCGGGACCAGGGCCCGGGACUGAGCCCCCCCCGCACUCACCGCUCUCUACAUCGUCUCCGCCCGUCCCCGCGCCCUGGAGGGCGGAGCCCCGCGGGCCUCAGCCAAUAGAGACGCAGGAACCCGCUACAUGACGGGCGUGUCAGCCAAUAGGAAACGAGAACGCGCAGCGGCGGGAGCGCGCAGCGGCGCGCACACGUGUCCCGGUCCCCCGGUCCCGCUCCCGUUACCCCCCGUUACCGGGGGGGGGGGGGGGGGGGCGGCACCGGCCCGUCCCGCAGCGAGCGCGCCCCAGGAGCGGGAUGUGCGGGGCCGGGGCAGCCGCUGCCCCGGUAGAGGCUCGGGGGGGGUGCCCAAGGGGCGGCCCUUUGCCGCCGGUGCCCGGCUCCGGGGCGGGACUUGGCCGCGCUGGCCCCGGAUCCCGGAGAUCCUGGUGCCGGGAGCGCAGGGCGAGGGAUGGAGCUGGAGGCGCUGGAGCUCCCGGAUGGGCUCUUCCCCGAUGUCCCGUCCCCCGGCUCGGAGCCGCCGGCCGCGGGCUGGAUGCUCCCCGCGGGGCUCGGGGCAAGCGGGAACCCGGCGCCCCCCGGUGAUGGCAACGGAGGGGAAGCGCUGGAGGGGAAGGCCGAGGAGCUGCUGCGGCUGACGGUGAACCCCGACGUCGCCUGUGGGCUGGACACGGCCCCGGAGCCCCCCCCGGCCUCCGACCCCGCUCCUGCUGCCCUCUACGAGGUGAUCUGCGACCUCAGCGCCCCCCCCCCGGCCCGCGGCGCCGGCUCCGGCCAGCUCGACAACUGGCCGUGCCCCACGCUGCUGCCCGGCUCCUGCCUCAUCGAGCUGGCCCCUGCCCCCCUGCCCGCCCCCAGCCCCACGCUGCUCCUGACCGAGGAGGAGAAGCGGCUGCUGGCACAGGAGGGGGUGACGCUGCCCCACAACCUGCCCCUCACCCAGGCUGAGGAGCGGGUGCUGAAGAAGGUGAGGAGGAAGAUCCGGAACAAGCAGUCGGCUCAGGACAGCCGGAGGAGGAAGAAGGAAUACAUGGAUGGGCUGGAGAGCAGGGCAGCCGCGUGCUCCGCGCAGAACCGGGAGCUCCGCAGGAAGGUCCAAGAGCUGGAGCAGCUCAACGGGUCCCUGCUCCGGCAGCUCCGGGCGCUGCUCAAGCCCACGUCGGAAAAGGCCGCCCAGACCAGCGCCUGUGCCCUGAUCCUGGUCCUAUCCCUCGGCCUCAUCCUCUUCCCCAGCUCCAGCCCCUUCCGCCGGGAUACAGGGAGCAACCGGCCCAUUGGAGUCAUCUCCAGGAACAUCCUGACCCAGGAUGCAGCCGGAGAAGCCGCAUUCCCAGUGCUGGGAAUGGAAGAGCCCGGCCCCGCAGGGGAUGGAGCUGAUGGGGAGCCCCCCCUGAGCUCCAACUCCUCCAGCCAGGCCCCAACGGGGGACAUGGAGACAGGGAUACAGGGACACGGGGAUGAGAUGUGACCGGGAGCAGGGGGGGGACACCCAGCCCGGGCUCCCCAGAGGCAAAUAAACCACUUUGCACCCAAUGUGGGUGCCCCAGGA